AUGCGAAAUCGAGACCUCUCCGGUCUGACUCUCGUGUCGCCCAUGUCGCUCGUUAGCGGUUCGCGGCUAGCGAGAGCCCCAGACGCGACGUCGAUCCGCGCGGCGUCUGGAUCUUCCGAGCCGUCAAGUGCAGGUAGUCCGUUGCGCUGGGGGGUGAUCCGCUGGGCGGCGGCGCCUACAGGGUCAGUGACAGUGGCGUUCCGUCUGGCACGGCAGUGCGCGUACGGGCAGAAAUUCUUCGUGUCGGGCGCGCACGAGGCGCUGGGCGGGUGGGAUCUGAAAAAGGCGAUACCUGGGGAGUGGUCUGAAGGGCACGUUUGGACGGCCACGGCGGUGGUACCUCGUGAUUCGUCUCUGCCGUUCAAGUGUGUGAUGGUGGGGAAGCGAGGCGAGAUAGAGUGGCAGAAGGGCGGCAACCAUUGUCUUGACACCACAGCAGUGGGCGCACUCGGGCAUGAGGUUGUGAGGAGCAGCAUUGUGACAUGCUGGGAUGAUAGGAUGAUAGGAGGAUAG
Closterium sp. Naga37s-1 is the source of this 513-nucleotide messenger RNA. The record is from the annotation of a GenBank genome assembly. Lineage: Eukaryota; Viridiplantae; Streptophyta; Zygnematophyceae; Desmidiales; Closteriaceae.